Ostertagia ostertagi is the source of this 714-nucleotide messenger RNA. Lineage: Eukaryota; Metazoa; Nematoda; Chromadorea; Rhabditida; Trichostrongylidae. The record is from the annotation of a GenBank genome assembly.
AUGGUUGCCUUUUCAGUUCUCUUCCUGCUCGCAUAUUCAGUGACAUCGAACGCUCAGUACCUUGUGCCAAGAUUCGGAUUUGACGAUUUUUUCCCGUCAUUCUCCAUCAAUCCAUUCCCAAAUGCGUUCACGAGCAUAUUUCCGGAUUUCUCCGAGUUCACGAAUGGAUUUUUUGGACGCAAAUGGGUAGAAAAGUUGGAGGAAGAAUUCAGGGAAGCCUUCAAGCACACUUCGCGGGACUACGGUAUCACUUCUGAGAAUGGCACCACAACCAUAACUCAAACAAUUGGCGGGAAGAAAUACACAAAAACAGUUCCUGAGGGCGCAUCCUACUUUCUUUCAACACGAUGUAUGAGCCAGAAUGGAAAGACCAAAGAGAUUGUGAAAAUUGUUGUCGAUGGGAAGACGACUGUCUACACGACGAUUGACGGCAAGACAACCGUGACAGAUGGCGACGGCAAAGUUCUGACCGAUGGUGGUUUCUUUGGCGUCGAACCGAGUGAUGAGGUGACCACCACAAAUCUUCCCAAGACUGAAGUUCCCGAAGCCUUGGAGGCUGCUACAAAUCUCCCCGAAAACGAAGAUUCCAAAGUAUCGCAGGACAAGAAAGGAUCCCAUUCCCCAAAGCAUUCACCCCAUUUCUUGGUCAAAAAUUUGACUCCCUCUGGAGGAAAGGUCAAGGAAAAGAAGACUGAGGAAUCGGAUUUCCGUUAA